GCCCGCCGCCCGCCAUGAAGUCCAGUGGCCCCGUGGAGAGGCUCCUGAAGGCCCUGGGCGGGAGGGACAGCGCCCGGGGACCCGGCAGGGCGGGGAAGGCCGAGCCUCACAGCUUUCGGGAGAAAGCCUUCCGGAAGAAGCCCCCGGCCUGCGCCGCGUGUAAGGGCGUCAUCGAGGGCGCGGGACUGGCCUGUCGAGUCUGCAAGGUGGCCGCACACCGGAAAUGCGAGGCGAAGGUGACCUGGGCGUGCCAGGCCGCGCCCCCCGCCGAGUUGAGGAGGAACACGGCUCCCGUCCGGAGGAUAGAGCAUCUGGGGUCGACGAAAUCUCUGAAUCAGUCCAAGCAACGGAGCACCUUGCCCAGGAGUUUCAGCCUGGAGGCGGGCAUGGAGCGGCGCUGGGAGCUGGACGUGACCUACAUCACGGAGCGCAUCAUCUCCGUCUGCUUCCCGCCCCGGCUGGACGAGCAGCGCUACCGCGGGGGCCUGCGCCAGGUGGCCGCCAUGCUGCAGGCCAAGCACCAGCACCACUACCUGCUCUUCAACCUGUCGGAGAAGCGGCACGACCUGAGCCGGCUGCAUCCCAAGGUGCAGGACUUCGGCUGGCCUGACCUGCACGCGCCCCCGCUGGACCGCAUCUGCUCCAUCUGCAAGGCCAUGGAGAGCUGGCUCAGCGGGCACCCGCAGCGCGUGGCCGUGCUGCACUGCAAGGGAAACAAGGGGAAAACGGGUGUCAUCGUGGCCGCCUACAUGCACUACAGCAACAUCUCCGCCAGCGCUGACCAAGCCCUGGGCACCCUGGCGAUGCACAAGUUCUGUGAGGACAAGGUGGCCGCGGCCCUGCAGCCCUCCCAGCGCAGGUACAUCGACUACUUCAGCGGGUUGCUCUCGGGAGCUAUCAAGAUGAACAGCAGCCCGCUCUUCCUUGCAGGGUGUGUGCCCGCUCUGCCCGCCUUUGAACCUGCACAGGGUUUCCAGCCCUUGCUGAAGAUCUAUCAGGCCAUGCAACUGGUGUACACCUCCGGGAUCUACCGUCUAACGGGCCCGGGCCCGCAGCAGCUGUGCAUCAGCCUGGAGCCGGCGCUGCUGCUCAAGGGUGACGUCAUGGUGAACCUGCUAUCACGGGCGUCGGGGGGCCAGAGCCGGGCCUCCGCUUCCUGCGUUCACGUCCAACACGUGCACGGGUGCACGCCCACGCCUGCGCUGCGGGAAGGACCAGCGGACCAGGCCUGGCAGGGCCGGGACUCUCCGCGCAACGACCCGUCCGUCUCCCGUGGACUACAACACGUCGAGCCGGCCGUGCGCUGGGACUCGUACGAGAACUUCAACCGGCGGCACGAGGACAGCGUGGACGGAUCCCCCUCCCACACCCGGGGCCCCCUGGACGGCAGCCUCUACGCCCAAGUGCAGCGCCCGCGCCCGCCGGCGGAACCCCCCGUCCCGUCUCCCGCGGGGGGUCCGCCCCGGCGGCCCGCCCGCCCCUCCCCGCCCGCCCCCUCCUCUCCGUCCAGCACCGACUCGGGCCACUGGUCCACCCUGACCGAGCGUCCGGAGGACCCCUCGUCCCCCGGCCGGCCGCCGCCCACCCCGGCCGAGCGCGAGGAGCUGGACCGGCUCCUGGGGGGCUGCGGGCUGGGCCCCCGGCCCCCGCCGGCCUCGGCCGCGGCGGAGACGGCCGGCGGGCGGGAGACGGCCAUCUUGGACGACGAGGAAGAGCCGGGCCGGGCCGGCGGCCGGCCCGGGGCCCGCCCGGCGGCCCGGCCAGGCCUGGUCCGGCACUGCUCCUGUCGCCACGGCUACCGCGAGCCCUACGGCCCCCACGACGGCGGCUACUACCGGCCGGAGGGCACCCUGGAGCGGAGGCGGGCGGCCUGCGGGGCCUACGAGGCCUACGGGGACGGGACGACGGAGAAGAGGCGGCUCUACCGCUCCCUGUCGAGGGGCCCUACCCCUACCGGCUGGAGCCGGGCCCCCGCGGCGGCCCCCGCGACCCGCGACUUCGGCUACAGGCCCCCCCGGCUACCGGGAGGUGCUCAUCCUGGAGAGCCGGGCCUGGCCGCCCCCCGUGGCCCGUGCCCCGCGUGCCAGGAGAAGGAGCUGGGGCUGCCCACCGCCGCCUUCUACGGGCUGAGGCUGGAGCGGAGCGCUCCCCGCCGACCUGUGGCCGGCCGACGUGGGCCAAGGGAGCCCCUCCUGCACCCGCUGCCCCUGCUGGUGCCCGCCUUAGGCGCCCACGCCCGCGGCGGGCCCGACUACGGCUACCUGAAACCGCCCAAGGCCGGGGACCCCGGCUACCCCUGCGCCCGCCUCGCCCCGCCCGGGUACCCCCCGGUCGUGGCCUACGGCUGCGGGGGCGCCGUGCCCGCCUGCUGCGGGGGGCCGGCCUACGGGCGGGUGCCCCGGAGCUGCGGUCGCCCGGCGGGGGCAGGGGGCUACCCGCCCGGGGCCGGUCCCCCGCCGUCGGGCUCCGUCUCGCCCGCCGGCCCUCCGUACCCGCCGCCCUGCGGGCUCGGUUACGAGAUGGCAGAGGAGGGCGGCGAGGGCUACCCGCCGCCGGGGCACCUGGGCCGGAUGGGAGGCCCGGCAGCUGUAGACCCCGCAGAGCUGGCACAGUUGGCAUUUGGUCCCCGGCGGGGCACGGCAGCCUCCAGCGCCAACCGCGGGAGGCCCGGUCGGGGGGGCCCGGCUCCCCCUGACCCGGCGGGGCUCCCCCAUCCGCUGCACACCAGCAGCCCCGUGCAGACAAAGAGAGGUAACUACGCCCGCCGCGCGACGGCCCCACCCCCCCCGGCGACCGAAUGGCCCCGAGCCAGGAGCCCGGGGGACUCCGGCCCGCGGGCCCCGGUGCCCGCCAGCCUGCCGGGCCUGCGCCAGGCCCCGUGGCCCGGCCCCCGGCCGCCCCCCGACAGCCCCGACGGCUCGCCCCUCACCCCCGUGCCCCGCCCAGGUCCCUGGCUUGGGUGCCGUCCCCCGCCCCCGCAGGGCUCCCCCACCCCCGCCUUCCCCCUCCCCGACUCCCCGCCCCGCGCCCAGCCUCCGCUGCCCGAGAAGCGCCACCCGCCCGCCCAACAGCCUCCCUCUCCCACGGGGCCCCCUCCCGCCCCCCACCACGUCACCUUCGCCCCGCUGGCCACGGACGGGCCCCCCGCCCCUCCAGAGCCCGCUUCCCCCGAAGGUCAGAGCGACGUCAAGUUCGUCCAGGACACGACCAAGUUCUGGUACAAACCACAGCUGUUCGCGGGAGCAACCGUCUCUCUGCUGAAAGGGCCGGGAGCCGGGCGGACUUCCUGAUCGGACAGCCACUCCUCAGGCGCCUACGGCCUGGCCCUCAGGGUGGCCACCGCCCCGCCGGGAGCCCAGGCCCCACGCGGGGACCCUCUGGAGCAGCUGGUGCGCCACUUCCUCAUCGAGACGGGGCCGCGGGGCGUGAAGAUCAAGGGCUGUGCCAGCGAGCCGUACUUCGGCUCCCUGCCGGCCCUGGUCUCCCAGCACAGCAUCUCGCCCAUCUCCCUACCCUGCCGCCUGCGCAUCCCCAGCAAAGACCCCCUGGACGACAGCCCCGAGGUGCCGGCCGCCACCAACGUGAGCACGGCCGCUGACCUGCUGCGCCAGGGGGCAGCCUGCUCCGUGCUCUAUCUGGGAUCGGUGGAAACCGAGUCACUGACGGGGCCUCAGGCCGUGGCCCGGGCCGGAGCCGCCACCCUGGACCGCAGCCCCCGACCCCCGGCCACCCCCGUCCACUUCAAAGUGACCGCCCAGGGCAUCACGCUGACCGACAGCCAGCGGAAGCUUUUCUUCCGCCGGCACUAUCCAGUGAGCAGCAUCACCUUCUGCAGCGUCGACCCCCAGGACCGACGGUGGACCAACGCCGACGGAACCACUUCCAAGGUCUUCGGCUUCGUGGCGCGGAAGGCGGGGGCGCCGGCGGAGAACGUCUGCCACCUCUUCGCCGAGCUGGACCCCGACCAGCCGGCCGCCGCCAUCACCGCCUUCAUCACCAAGGUCCUGCUGGGCGCCCACCGGAAGUGAGGGGGCGGGGCCUCCGCCGGAAGCGAGGGGCGCCGCCGCCGCGCGCCCCCCUCCCGCGGGGGGAGGGGCGGCCGUGACGUCACGGGGAGAGAGCUGCGGGGGGCGGGGCGCGGGGACGGAGAAGAGAAAGUCUAUUUUUGUCUAAAAAUAAAGAUUUAUAUAUGAGCCGCA
This is a messenger RNA of Ornithorhynchus anatinus (platypus), 4199 nucleotides long. RefSeq names its product tensin 2 (gene TNS2). NCBI's taxonomy places the organism in Eukaryota, Metazoa, Chordata, Mammalia, Monotremata, Ornithorhynchidae. The record is from RefSeq and is a predicted model, not a curated record. Gene Ontology annotation, biological process: peptidyl-tyrosine dephosphorylation. Gene Ontology annotation, molecular function: protein binding; protein tyrosine phosphatase activity.